Molecule: messenger RNA, 611 nt
Organism: Lactuca sativa (garden lettuce)
Lineage: Eukaryota; Viridiplantae; Streptophyta; Magnoliopsida; Asterales; Asteraceae
Product: protein SENESCENCE-ASSOCIATED GENE 21, mitochondrial
Biological process (GO): response to stress
Cellular component (GO): mitochondrion
Source: RefSeq, a predicted model, not a curated record
AAUCACUUCUUCUUCUUCUUCUUCUUCUUCUUCUUCACAAAAACCAUUCCUUCUCGAAGUUUCUCUACUCCGGCGAUUCAAAUCAGUCUAGUUUUCGCAGAUCCGUAGUCAGUGGAAUGGCGAACGCCAAGAUUAUCUCAUCCUUGAUCGUUGAUCAACUCUCUGUUGUUGCCAGACGUGGAUUCGCGACAGCAACACAGGGGAGUGUAUCUGGAAGCCUGAGAGGAAGUGGAGUUGGAAUGAUGAAGAAAGGAGGCGAGGAAUCGAAGAAAUCGACUCCAUGGGUUCCAGAUCCCGUUACAGGCUACUACAAGCCGGAAAGCCAAAUAAACCAGGUUGACGCCGCUGAGCUCCGUGAACUACUGUCAAAACAGAAAAAUCGUCAACACUAAAUUAAAGCCAUUGAAAAUGGAUUCGUAAGUUGCAAGAUGAAGAUGAGUGAAGCUGAUUAAUAUCAUUCAUCCAAAAAUCCAUAGCGCCAUUGUUUAGAAACUUAUUGAUUUUGUUCAGCAGCAAUGAAGCAUUUGUUUUUCAUUUGGCCGGUCAAUAUUAUUGUUACUAAGCUAGGAAUCAUUCCAUUAAUAAAAAAAUAUACGUUAAAUACUAGUAAA